Penicillium verhagenii is the source of this 3528-nucleotide messenger RNA. RefSeq names its product poly(A)-specific ribonuclease (gene pan2n2). The coding region runs from base 1 to 3528 and encodes 1175 amino acids. Lineage: Eukaryota; Fungi; Ascomycota; Eurotiomycetes; Eurotiales; Aspergillaceae. The record is from RefSeq and is a predicted model, not a curated record. The transcript has 3 exons. Gene Ontology annotation, molecular function: nucleic acid binding; poly(A)-specific ribonuclease activity; protein binding. Gene Ontology annotation, cellular component: PAN complex; P-body. Gene Ontology annotation, biological process: mRNA processing; nuclear-transcribed mRNA poly(A) tail shortening.
AUGGAAGCUGAUUGGGAUGAGCUGUCGCGUAUGCAGAUGCCACCGCCCAGUCCGCAUGGCAUGCCCACGAAUGCGACGGCGGUGGCAUUUGAUGAUGUUAUGGAACUUUUAUGGGCGGGAAAUGAAUAUGGCCGCAUCACUUCUUUCUAUGGACCCGAACUCCAACGAUAUACCUCUGUACGGGCGCACCCGGUCGCUGAAGGGAUGGUCCGACAAAUUGCUUUUCAUGAGCGCGGUGUGAUCUCAUUGUCGUCGAAAAGUGUGCAUAUGAUUACCCGACGCGGUUUGACGCAGUGGCAUAUUGCCGAUGAUGAAAUGCUUGACCUUCGAUGCAUGAGCUUCACUGCACAGACAAAUCGAAUUUUGGUGGCUGGCUGCCAGCGUGUGAUGUUUACGAUCGACAUAGACAAGGGUACGAUUGUCGACAAGUUGCCCACCGAGCACAACUAUACACUCAUGAAGAAGAGUCGAUAUCUCUGUGCGGCUACAGAUAACGGCUCCAUUAAUGCCCUCAGUUUGUUGGAUUUCAGCGUUGUCAAGUCUUGGAAGGCCCACGGCACUGCUGUGAAUGACAUGGACGCGCGAAAUGACUUAUUGGUUACUUGUGGUUUCUCGGUUCGACAACUUGGUUCAUCAAUAGUGGACCCUUUGGCAAAUGUGUAUGAUUUGAAGACACUGACUCCAUUGCCUCCAAUUCCGUUCCAUGCUGGUGCGGCAUAUGUACGGAUGCAUCCGAAGCUACAUACGACGAGUUUUGUGGCGUCGCAGACUGGGCAACUCCAAGUUGUAGACCUGAUGAACCCAAAUGCUGUCAAUCUACGACAAGCCAACGUGACAUUGAUGUUGGGACUUGAGAUUUCACCCUCGGGUGAAGCUUUGGCUAUAAACGACGCAGAAUGUGCUAUUCAUCUUUGGGGCUCACCGACCAAAAUCCACUUCAAUGAGAUGAGCAAAGAAACAGAGCUUGCAGACGUGCCAGCCCGCUCACCAGCGGUUGACUGGUCCCCUGAAACCCCACUGAACAUGAUCGGAAUGCCAUAUUAUCACGAUCGACUUUUCUCGGCAUGGCCCAGUCACCUCAUAUUUGAGAUUGGUAGCCCACCCGUACAACUUGAUCAAUCCUUACUUCCAUACUUGCGUCCGGCGGAGGUGGGCCAUGGCGCUCCAAAUCCACGAAAGACACGCAGAUACCAGGUCGAGAAUACCCGCGCUUUGGCGACAGCGGAGCCAGCCCUCAUCGCGCCUAAGUUCCUGAGCGAAAAGGCUCGGGAUCAUGGCAAAUCAAAGUCCGAUGGUUCAAUCGCUGAUGCGGCUGAGGCAUUGGCGGGGGCCAAGAUCAAUGGAGAAAGUGACGACGAUCCGCUGCUUAAAUACAGCAAUGUUGAGAUCAAAUAUAGUCGCUUCGGCGUUGACGAUUUUGACUUUCGAUUCUAUAACAAGACCAAAUUCUCUGGCCUGGAAACCCACAUUGCCAAUUCCUUCACAAAUUCUCUCCUUCAACUGUUCAAGUUCAUCCCUUUGUUCCGAAACCUUGCCCUUCACCAUGCUGCAGGCUCUUGUAUCUCUGAAUAUUGCUUGUUGUGCGAGCUGGGCUAUCUGUUUGACAUGCUGGAAAAAGCAAAUGGUCAGAAUUGCCAAGCAACGAAUUUACUAAAACUAUUCAGUAGCUUCAGAGAGGCUUCUAACAUGGGAUUAUUGGAAGAAAACCUCACAAACAAGUCCCUUUCUACCGCCAUCCAAGCCGUGAACCGCUUCUUCUUGACUCAAGUAUCGUGUGACUUCCGCACUAUCCAGCCCAAUUCCGAAGAGCUGGAUCAGCGGCUCUCAACAUUUGCUUCCGAGUCGAUCCGGUGCAUGUUUUGUCAGAAUGAGACUGUUCGCCCUGGGAAUUCUCUCGCCAACGAGCUUCUCUAUCCAAAUAUGGACAUGAAACAAGCGCGUCGCAACCCGGCCUUCCGGUUCUCCAAUAUCCUACGCGCUAGCAUUGAACGCGAAACACAGAAUCGUGGGUGGUGCAACUACUGCCGACGCUAUCAGCAGGUGAUGAUUCGAAAGACUGUACACCGGAUGCCUCUGGUCUUGGUUCUCAAUGCAGCAGUUUCAACCAAUCCCAUCUGCCGCAGGCUAUGGGCUAUGCCUGGAUGGUUGCCGGACGCUGUGGGAGUAAUUAUUGAGAAUGGUCAAGUGAUGUGUUUCGAAGGCGAAGAUCUUACCCUCAGAAUUCAGAAUAAAACUUCCGGCUUGGCAGUGUAUGAUUUGGUUGGCCUUGUGGCAGAAAUUGAUAUUGCAGAACAUCAAAAGCCGCACUUGGUGUCCUUCGUUAACGUUGCUGUUUCAGAGCAAGAACCCCAAGAGCCAAGUAAAUGGCAUUUGUUCAAUGACUUUUUAGUUGCCGAAGUGGAGCGCGAUGAAGCAUUGGGCUUUACGCAGAAUUGGAAACAGCCUUGUGUGCUAGCUUUCCAAGCACGAGAUCCCCGCCAUGCUGUUGAUGACUCAUGGAAGAAUGCCCUCGAUACCACACUACUCUUCCGAGGAACAUCAUCGAAUGAUGGUCAGCAAGUUGAAUCUUGUCAAGCCCUUGAUAAAGAGGAGAAACCUAAGCCUGGUACGCCUGUUGCGCUCGACACCGAGUUUGUCGAUCUCGAGAAGGCCGAGAUAGACGUCAAGGCAGAUGGCUCACAGGAGAUUGUUCGGCCCAACAAAAGCGGCCUUGCUCGAGUCUCUGUUUUACGUGCUUCGGGGAUCCAAGAAGGCGUGCCCUUCAUCGAUGACUACAUCACCAUUCGCGAGCCGAUUGUCGAUUAUGUCACACAGUAUUCUGGCAUCAAACCCGGUGAUCUGGAUCCACGAACAAGUGAACAUAAUCUCGUGCCCCUCAAGACCGCUUACAAGAAGCUAUGGCUUCUUCUCAAUCUGGGAUGCAUUUUCGUGGGCCAUGGUCUGGCUUCCGACUUCCGCAAAAUAAACAUCCAAGUGCCCAAGUCGCAGACCGUUGAUACCCAGUAUCUCUUCUUCCACCCCGGCAAGAACCGGCGACUGAGUCUCCGUUACCUCGCCUGGGCCGUGUUCAAGGAGUAUAUCCAAGAAGAGCCUAAUCCAGAAACCAUCCAGGGUCACGACUCCAUCGAAGAUGCGCGCAUGGCCAUGCGUCUAUGGAAGAAGUUCCAGGAGUACGAGGACGCAGGCGUGGCCAACCAGAUGCUGGAAGAGAUCUUCCGUGAAGGAUCCAAACUUGGCUUCCGGCCUCCUCCCAAGAAUGCGACUGUGACCGUUCUUUCUCGCCCCGGCACCGCCGUGACCAUGCAGAACAGCGGCACCAACACCCCCUCUACCCCCGAUGCUACUGCUGCGGCUGUAUCUGCUGCAGCUACUGCCGCCGCUAACAGUGCCGCCGUUAAUGCGGCACCGAUAAGCGCUCCCAGCACUCCUCGUCAGGCUUUCCGGCGAUCCAUCGCCCUCACCCCGAGUAAUGGUAGCUUUUCUGGACCUGGAGCUGGUGAUUUCUUUGGUGGAAGCCCAUUACGAUAG